Molecule: messenger RNA, 4167 nt
Organism: Branchiostoma belcheri (Belcher's lancelet)
Lineage: Eukaryota; Metazoa; Chordata; Leptocardii; Amphioxiformes; Branchiostomatidae
Product: double-stranded RNA-specific adenosine deaminase-like
Exons: 10
Coding region: 48-2537 (829 amino acids)
Biological process (GO): adenosine to inosine editing; RNA processing
Cellular component (GO): nucleolus; cytoplasm
Molecular function (GO): tRNA-specific adenosine deaminase activity; double-stranded RNA adenosine deaminase activity; double-stranded RNA binding
Source: RefSeq, a predicted model, not a curated record
GUCAGAACCGAUGGACAUCGACCAUAACCAGGAAUCCUGGGCCCUCCAUGCCUCAACAGGUUCAGGAAGGCGUGAAUGUCCAGGGAGCGAAUGGGAUGCCACCUUCUCCCCCCGCAUCCCAGGCUGCGAAUCCCGCACCAGCUUCGUCCCAGCUCGCGGCAGGGUCUCUAGAAGACAGGCUGCUGGCGGCCCUCUCCAGAGCAGACAGCCCAAUCAACUCCAACGAUUUAGCCAAGAUGGUCGGUUUCCGCACGAAGAAGGAAAUCAACCCCACACUCUUUGCUAUGCAACGGAAGGGCCUGGUGAAAAAGGUGAACGACGUGCCGCCCCUGUGGCAGGUCGUAGAAGCAGCACGUCUCACCAACCUCCCGCCCUCCCCAGUUUCCAUGGAGGCAGGGGACACGCCCCUGGAAACCUCCACGGCCACCAACAGCUCCCGCAGUUCUCCGUCUUCCUUCACUGUGGACACCGCGCUGCAGAUGCUGGGAGCCCCGGCACAGCCAAGCGUCCAGCCCGCAGAACGGGAUCUCGCUUUGGAAACCCUCAUCGAGCUUGCAAAACGAGAGAACCAGAAGACGACAUCACUUGACCUCGCAAAGGCCCUGGGCUUCCAGACUAAGAAGGACAUCAACCCCACACUGUACGCACUCCAGAAUAAGGGCUUUGUCGCGAAGAUAAACGACUGUCCACCCUGCUGGACCAUCCUCGCUGCAGGAAAAGCACACAUGUCACAGCGAAGCAUCAUGGAAAACACAGCCAGCGGCGCGCCUGCCCCCAAUUUCCAAGACGGACGUUCCGUGAAUGGUACCGGUCAGUUCGCCGUCCCUCCGAGCCCACCCGGGCUGGUCCAGCAAAACUCAGCAUUCCAGGCUAACCCUAACCAGGCAGGACAGGGCGGUGAAGCCACCAACGGAGGACCGGUCGAGCGACAAGCUGCCCCGGUUCUCAACAACGAGACCUUUGCUGCUCUGAACAAGAACCCCAUCAGUGCUCUGAUGGAAUACGCCCAGUCGCGUCACGUCAAGGCAUCCAUCGAAGUGAUCGCAGAAACUGGGCCUCCUCAUAAUCCAAGGUUCACCAUGGCAGCAGUGGUGGGAGGGCGCCAGUUCCCAGCAGUCAUUGCAAAGGCCAAGAAAGACGGGAAGCGGGAGGCGGCGGACGUGGCGCUGCGCACCCUGAUCAGUGAAGGUCACCUUCAGCUGCCUCAGAAGCCCCCCACCCCCAAGAACAACGGUUCUUCACAGCCUGCUCCCACCGAGCCCACCCACUUUGACCGCAUCGCGUCAGUCAGCCACCAGGUGUUCAACAACAUCGUCCUGAACCUGCAGGAGAGCAUCUCCGGCCGGAAGGUGCUCGCUGCCAUGGUGAUGCUCCGUGGCGACGAAGAACAAGGGACUGUCAUUAGCAUAGGCACAGGUAACCGAUGUAUCACAGGGGAGCACCUCAGUCUGGAGGGUCAGACUGUUAACGACUCCCACGCAGAAAUCAUUGCCAGGAGGGGCCUGCUCAGAUACCUGUACCAGCAGCUGCUCAGUUACUAUGACGACCCCGAGAACUCCAUCUUCCAGGAGUGUGACGAGGACUCCAAGCAGCACUUCAAGCUCAAGCCGGACGUGACCUUUCACCUCUACAUCAGCACGGCGCCCUGCGGCGACGGCGCGCUCUUCUCCCUGCACGACACGGAGCAGGUGUCGGAGGUGGAGGAGCCGCUGGAGAUGUCCGACAACAUCCAGCACACGCCCAUCUUCUCUGACCCUGGGAAACAGGGCCUGCUGCGGACAAAGAUGGAACAAGGUGAGGGAACCAUCCCCAUCGACCCUGACACGCCCAUCCAGACGUGGGAUGGCGUCCUGCGCGGCGAGCGUCUGCGCACCAUGUCUUGCAGCGACAAGAUCGCCCGCUGGAACAUCGUCGGCCUCCAGGGGGCGCUGCUGUCACACUUCCUGGAGCCGGUCUACCUCAGCUCCGUCACACUGGGAGCGAUAAGUUGCCCGGGGAAGAACCGCCGACAACGACGGAUCUAUCUUUCCCGCCGACAGAGUAUGAUGUACAUCCACGGCCACCUGACGCGAGCUGUGUGCUGCCGCUGGGCACGUGGAGACGUGGAGCUCCAGUCCCUCCUGCCGCCCAACUACAAACUCAACCAUCCGCAGGUUGGUCGGGUAAUGACCUUUAGGCCCCCUCGGGAGACCGAGAAGACAAAACCCCUUUCCAUCAACUGGUGCCUGGGGCAGGACAUUGCGGAGGUCAUCGACAGCACCAAGGGCAAAUGUGUGGAGAGGUAUGGCUGCCAUCCCGUAUCCAAGGUUUCCAAAUCCUCCCUCUACGUCCUCUUCCGCACUCUGUGCUCCAAGAUGAAUCGUGACGACCUCCUUGCCGCGAAGACCUAUCAUCAGGCCAAGCUGAUGGCCAAGGAGUUUCAGACGGCCAAGGCUGCUCUCUUCGAAAUCUGCGAGAAGAACGGCUAUGGCAAGUGGAUGCAAAAGCCUCCCGAGGAAGAGAUGUUCCAAUUGGACGAUUCCGCCGACCUGAAGUGAACACCUGCAGUUAAGUUGACCAAUAGGGUGGCGGCUUACAUUAAGUGUAUAUACUGGGUCCUUUCAUAGCCUCCUACCUAUAAGCUGCAUAGAUAUGAUUAUAUAUAAAAGUAUGUAUGCGUGAAUGUAUAUUAUGCAUGUUGGUAUAACAUAACUAACAACACAAACCAUCAACUUACCGUAAAUUGCACAAACAUUGUACCCAAGACAUAGAGUAGAUGAAAAGGCCUAGUGUGGAACGAAGCAAUGACUUUGUGCAAUGUCGGCAAACGGUUUUUGUUUGGUGCUGGAGAAUCGUAAUAAGAAAAAAACAUGAUUUGGGAGAAGCUUAAGGGCCCCUGUCUGAAAACAGCUGCGGGAAAAUGGAUGUAAAAUUGAGACUGGUGUGGGGAUGCCUUUGCCAUAGGAAGUAUUCAGGCAAUAACAACACUAAGGAGCAGUAGAACUGUUCCACAAGCUUAGCUUCUACCUAAGCUGCACCCAGAUAUUGUAUGAUACACAGCUAUCCUCACAGCUAGGCAGGAGCAUGUCCAGCUCUAGUGUUAGACAACUGUAGGCAUCUUAUAUUCAUGGAUGUAACAAAGAGAUGCCGAUGACAAAAAGCCAUGUCAACGUAUUUGACGUGUUGACAGAAGCUGGUGAGGUGAUUAUGUGAUGCUUGGAAGUGUUCAAAGAAUGUGUGACGUGCCAGGAAAAUGGGACAAUUUUGGACGACAUCUGGGGAAUUUCUCUACAAUUCCAGUCUGUGUUAUCGUAGUGCAAAGGAUGCUGAGGUGACUGAUGGCACACAGAGAGGCAUUAAACCUUUAGACUCUCCAGUUUGGAGGAAGGAAAAGAUACAAGUGAAGAUGAUACAGAAGUAUCCUAAAGGUCUGAUGACAAGAUAACAGUGUAGCUCCCAAAUAACGAACAAAGCAGCUUCCCUUCUGGAAAAGGGAAGAAAGCUAGUAUGUACUUAAAGAUGUUUAGAGGUGACAAGAAGAGACAAGUACUCAAAGCUUUCCAAAAAGACCUAUUGGAACUUAUAAGAAUCCUCUCUAGUGUUAGAAGCAGAACAAGCAAGAUGGCUUCCAAGGAAGCUAGUGGUAGGAAGAUCAUGAGACUAAGAGAGAGAGUUGUGAAGACAACCACAAAAAGUUGUGGGAAAAUCUUUAUUUUGAUAGCAUAUUUACUGUUUAUCGAUGUGUUUGUGAUGUUCAACCCAUGAUGUAAUGUGAUAGUUUGCCCGGAACUGGGCAAUUUUGUGUGUGUGUUGCGUUACCUGUUACCCCGUCCCUAGCUAAGAUUACCUCUCGUUGUCGUGAAUUGUUGGUUGCACUACUUUCUGGAGACAAAUCAGGCGAACGAGCAGAAAAGGUUGAUCGUAAAAAUUUUCUUCCACGGUGAAGAAUAUUCUUAACUUGUUAUGUUCAAGGUCAAAUCUAGGGUUGAAGGUCAUUAUUUCUGCUUCGGGGUAUAGAAUCGCAGUGACGAUGACCUAAUACUGUAGAGUGCUGUGAUGUGACAUUGAUAACCCAUCUGACAACAAACCAUGUACUCCUGAAAAUACCUAACGUAUACUAAACUGACAUUGCCUCAGAUUCCAGGAGCCAUUCAGUACUGCUUUUUCCCGAAUAGAAAAUUAAGAUUU